Dichotomopilus funicola is the source of this 828-nucleotide messenger RNA. RefSeq lists its product as uncharacterized. Bases 1 to 828 code for a protein of 275 amino acids. NCBI's taxonomy places the organism in Eukaryota, Fungi, Ascomycota, Sordariomycetes, Sordariales, Chaetomiaceae. The transcript has 3 exons. The record is from RefSeq and is a predicted model, not a curated record.
AUGAGUUCCGCCUCGCUCAAGCACGUACUUCUCCUGGGCGGCCACGGCAAAAUCGCCCAACUCCUAACCCCACUGCUCCUCCGUCGCGGCUGGGACGUGACCAGCGUUAUUCGCACGGAUGACCAGUCCUCUACCGUUAGAGAGGUUCUUGAACGUGUUCAGCCUGAGGAUGAGGGUGUAGUUGGGAAGCUACAGGUGCUCGUGCAUAGUCUAGCAGAAGUCAAGACUCAAGAGGACGCAAGGGAGGUGAUUGAACGUGCUGGGAAGGAAAGAGACGUCGAUUAUGUUGUUUGGAGUGCUGGUGCCGGUGGGAAAGGCGGAGCCCAAAACACCAACGCCAUCGACAAAAUAGCCGCCAGCAACUUCGUCCUCGCGGCCGCAGAAGCCCCGAAAAUCACCCGUUUCUUACACGUCUCCCAUCUGGGCUCGCGCUACACCAAACCCGCUUGGUGGUCCGACUACGACUGGAAAGGGACCGACAAUAUCAACCACGAGGUCUUUCCGGUCUACUACGCCGCCAAGCUCGCCGUUGACGAGCUUCUAUACAGUGUAUCCAAAACAUCGGGGCCCUCGUUUGUAGGGAUCUCUUUGCGUCCGGGGUCGUUGUCGGAUGAGCCGGCGGGCAAGGUGGAGUUGGGCCGGACGGCGUCGUCCAAGGGUAAGAUAAGCCGGGAGGCGGUGGCGCGGGUAGCGGAUGUGUUGUUAGCGAGUGAGGGGGUCAAGAAUACUUGGUUGGAUUUGUUGGAUGGAGAGGAAGAGGUUGAGAGUGCGGUGAAGAAGGCUGUUGACGAAGGGGUGAAUGCUGUGGAGGGUGAGAAGUGUGCCUGA